AUGGGGAGGUGGGGUUGUGAUGGGUGGCAGUGGAGAAUUAGGAACGGUGAAGACGUGUACGGGUGUGAAGCGUCAAAAGAGCUAGCAGAAUUGGAAGACAUUUGGCAAGGGUAUCAACCGGUGCCGCAAGGGGUAGACGUUAUUGUAUGGCCUUUUGAAAAUUCCAAAAAUUUUAGCGUUAAAUCCUUAUAUAAGUUGUUGAAUCAUUCGGUGAGAGGAGUAGAUGUGGAUAAUCAAAGGGCAGAGGGGCUGCGUAACGUUUGGAGGGCUGCUGUUCCGUCUAAACUUAAAUUCUUUGGUUGGCGGUUACUGUUGGACAUAUUGGCCACGAGAGCGCAAUUGCGUACAAGGAGCAUUAUAACCCAGCAUCAAGAGGCUCUUUGUGUAUUCUUCCACCUCCAAGAGGAAGACAUUAAUCAUGUCAUGUUGUCCUGCCCCGUUUUGCAGCCACUUUGGAGGAGGAUCUACAGAUGGUUACAGGUAUAUAUUCCGUUAAACAUCGAUUGCUGUAGUCACUUUAAUCUAUGUAUCGAUUUACUUGGGGGUAACAUGGCGCGCAGUAGGAUUGGUGCCAUUUGGAUAACAGUUUGCUGGAGUAUUUGGAGGAUUAGAAAUGAGGUUGUCUUCAAUAAUGCUGAAGUGGACAUUGAAGAGUUGUUUGGCAUGAUUUUGUGGUCUUCAUGGUGGUGGUUGGCAAUAAAAUCUAGGGAUAGAAUUCUGUGUAGUUUCUAUGAAUGGUUUCACAAUCCUUUUUUGUGUUUGUGA
Vicia villosa (hairy vetch) is the source of this 765-nucleotide messenger RNA. RefSeq lists its product as uncharacterized. Lineage: Eukaryota; Viridiplantae; Streptophyta; Magnoliopsida; Fabales; Fabaceae. The record is from RefSeq and is a predicted model, not a curated record. The transcript has a single exon. Bases 1 to 765 code for a protein of 254 amino acids.